AUGUCAACUGAGGAUCAUCCGCCAACGGAUGGACAAACCGAGCACACGAACCGCUCAUUUCACAACUGGAGCGGUUCUUUGCCGAUGACUGAGUUCGCCAUCAACAAUGAUAUGCAUGCCUCAACAGGGCAUCCACCGUUCUUCGUGAACGCCGUGUGGCAUUCACACCUUCCCAACAUGAUCGGAGUGGGCUACCAUUGUAAAAGGGAGAUGACCUAUGGUUGCGCUCGAAAAACCGCAUAA
Messenger RNA from Phytophthora megakarya, 243 nucleotides. Lineage: Eukaryota; Oomycota; Peronosporomycetes; Peronosporales; Peronosporaceae. The record is from the annotation of a GenBank genome assembly.